UACAAAUUUAAAUGCAAAAUGUAUUCGAGAAUAUAUAAAUUAACGAUUUAAAUUAAAAUUCAAUAAGUUUGAAGUUCACUCUUUUAAAUACUAGUGCAGAUGUUAAUUAAAUUAUUUUUUUAAAAUUAAUUAUUCCACCUAAAAAUUGUUCUAUUGAUAUUUCUGUUCCUGAAAUUUAUUAGAAUUCUGAUUUCUAAGUUUAUCUAAAUAAUUGUGUGCCUUUUUAAGCUUAAAAUUAAUUAUUAUAUAGUUUCAUUUUAUAUCAAAAUGAUUAAAAAUUUAUAAUUAAAGAUAAAAUAAUAGAAAAUGUCAUUACUUUAAAUCUUAUUUAAGGAGAAUUUACAAUUGAAUGUUAAGCUUUUGAAAAUUUAGAAGGAAGCAUUUCUAUUAAAAAAAAAAUUUUUGUUUAAUAAAAUGAUUCUUAAAUUAAACCUACAGAAAAUUUAACAGACGAAUCAAAAAAUGUAGAAUGGUUAAUUUUAAUGGAAAUAAAGUAAGUUUAAUAAAAAUAUAACUAGAUAUAAGAAGGAUAAACUGGUAUAGAUAAUUUAGACGAAAAACAAUUAAAAGAAAUGUGCAAAAAAGCAGAAAAGUUUUACGAAAAAAUGACUUUGAAUAAAGGAGAUUAGAAAAUGAAUAUUUUUUAGAUCAUAAAAAAUUGUUAUGAAAUUCAAGCAAACAUCUAAAAUGAAAAUUUUUAAAUUAAUUAUGAAAAACUGAAAGAAUUCUAUACUAAAUAAAUUGAUAUUUUAAAAAUGUACUAAUAAUAUGAAUAUUAAGAUUACGAAGAGCAUUUAAAAUUAUGUAUUAACUAUUGCUAUUCGCUUUUGGAAUAUUUAGAUAAAAUGUCUUUAGCUUUGACAAUAAAAAAUGAAUAAGAUUAAUAAAAUGUUAUCCUUUUUACCAACUAACUAUUAAUUUAAUGCUUACAAUAUUUCAAAAAUGAAAAUAUUUCUUAUUCUGGAAAUGCUUUUAAUGUUAAAACAGAUACAAUAAUUGAAGAAAAAACUAAAAAUCUUAUGUAUUAUACAAUAAACUACGAAUAUCAAAACAACCCAUUUGCUGAAUUAUCUAAAGAAUAUAAAUAAAUAACCCCCAUAAAGGAAAUAUAAAUAGUGGAUUCUAAAAGCUACAACUUAGUAAAUAAAGAAACAAGUUAUGUACUUAAUUAUUAAAAAAGUUAAAGUAAUUUCGAAGGCUUUACAUGUAUUUAAUUUAAUAAUUUAAAUUAAUAGAAUUAACUUUAAUGGAAUGAGGAUAAUUGUAAAACUACUUUAUUAAAAUUUUAGUUCUAAGUGCAUUGCAUUUGUUAAAAUAAUAAAGGUCCUGUUACUGUUGUGUAAAGUUUUUUUGAUAUUUUUAAAAAUAAAAAUUUAAAAGAAAUCAUCGAUAAAGACAAUAUUUAAGACCUUUUUGAAAGUCUUGAGUGGUAUAAUUAUAUAGUAAUUUGGUAUGCAGCAUUUUAAUUUACUGCUUUUUUAAUUAUUUUAAUACUUAUAAGUUAUUAAAGG
Molecule: messenger RNA, 1511 nt
Organism: Ichthyophthirius multifiliis
Lineage: Eukaryota; Ciliophora; Oligohymenophorea; Hymenostomatida
Exons: 1
Source: RefSeq, a predicted model, not a curated record